Molecule: messenger RNA, 3533 nt
Organism: Tigriopus californicus
Lineage: Eukaryota; Metazoa; Arthropoda; Copepoda; Harpacticoida; Harpacticidae
Product: allatostatin-A receptor-like
Exons: 3
Coding region: 1745-3490 (581 amino acids)
Biological process (GO): neuropeptide signaling pathway
Cellular component (GO): membrane
Molecular function (GO): G protein-coupled peptide receptor activity
Source: RefSeq, a predicted model, not a curated record
UUGGCGAGAACUUUUGUGUUGUGAGGUGACAAGCAGACAGACAUCUAAAGUCGGCCAUGUCAAGGAUCCAGAAAACUGCACGCAAUGGCACAGCAAAGAGCACCUCAAAAUAUCAUCGCAAGAAUUUCCUUGGGCCCGGCACAUUGAACUCAAAACAUGACAGGCUCAAUCGUCCUAUUCCAAAGAUGAAGAUAUGAUACCUGAGCUGAGUGUGUGGGUGGGUGUGUCUCUCGGUCUACGAGUUUUUUGACAAAACAAUUGAUGGAUGCAUCAGACUCGUCUUGGUAGAACGCUUAAACACCGCAUGAAAGGCAAGCAUUCAAGAGCACUUGGUAUGUGAGCAAUACAUUCAUAAUCCUGUAUGAGAGUUUCAUACCUUUUAUGGACCUGAACCAAGGACAGAUAACGGGAACCAUUGAGCGAGUAAUCCAAUAAGGAUGGUGAUAAGGGUUCCGCGGUUCCACACGAGAGAGAAGUCUGUUGGCACUAAAAAGGAAAAAAAACGAACCUUGCAAAACUUGCAAUCACUUACGAGAAAAAGCAUGUUAAGGAAGUGUACGAAAAAUGCACAAAAUCCCACAUGACAUUUACAAAGUCACUGUUUAAGGAUUUGUGCUCUUUGCUCCUAAAUGGUAAUCAAAAGAUGGAUUCUCUCGUUUUCUUGUCUCAUUUCCAAACUGACUUCUAAUGGAGACCGCUGCUUUUUGGGCUCUUUGUGCUGUUUUGUAUAUUAUCAUAAUAACUCUACUAUAUCAAAUCCUUGAACAGAAAGUGCUUAAAAUGUACGAAGGAAAAAAAGUUAUUGAAGCCUAAAUAAGAGGCCAUUGUUGAUUUUUCUCUCUUCUUAAGACAAAAGUAAUAAUACAUGUUUGACACAUUUCUUACGUACCGUAAAUCCUCUUGUCUUUUAAUGAAUAAUUUGGAAGAGUACAAUAAGGAGUUGGUGUAGCCGAGCGGUCUGAGAGGCAGCACAACCACGGCAAGAAACCCCUCCCAAGGAGACGUGGAUUCAAACCCCGGCACCGAAUGUAGCCCUUUUUUUAACCACAUUGACGUUGAUUGCCAUUGGAGCAAAUGAAGAAAGUUGCCAGGAUUUUCAAGUUGUCGUGUCAAGGCAUAAUGGGCAUAAUUUAAAGGUAACAGUCUUUAUGAUAUCUUCCAAGCGAUAAACAUAGAGUAAGCUGAUACCUUCAUUCUAUGCGAACCCAGGAUACAUACAUACUCCAUGGGUCUCCGAAAAUGUAGUUAACAGCUGAGGUAACGAAAUUUACUGCCUUCCGCAAAUACCUUCCAUAUUAUAGCUUCUUUGGUCUACCUCGAAAUUGGUUUUCAAAAAUUUCAUUGCAGUUUUCCCAAAUUUAUCAACUGUUUUGGUGCUUUACCUAAUCAAACUAGAGGCAUAAGAGAGCGAGAGGCCUCGGAGAGAACUAACGGGCAAUUGGAACCGGGACUAGUCAAACGAACGAAUAAAGGAACAGGUCGAGGAUCGAGGAACACGGAUCGCGAAGCUCACCAGCGAGGAGAGCGACAAGGCGCGGAUGUACUCAGUUGGAGAUUCAGCGUCGGUGGGUCUACUUGUACUACGCAUAGAAAUAUAAUCAUAAUAACCUCUACCAUCCUUGAGUUCAUUGAAAAGAGAGAAACAUGUUGCUGCACAGGAUCGUCUUGAGUUGUUUGUCUUGGCGAAGCUUUGCUAUUUGAAAUUCAUAACAAGACAUCGGCAAGUUGAUCUGGGAUUGAAACUAUGGAGAUGAGCAUGGCGGAAAUGUGUGAGAUGUCUUCCGAGGAACUGAGACUCUUCUUUCUGAAUGUGACCAAACUCGAAGAUGGGAAUGGGACCGUUGACGAGUUCAUGUCCCGCCAAUCGGAGGCUUGUGAGCAGCUUCAAUUCCAUCAGGUGGUUUCCUGGUUGGUUCCUAUCAUUUUUGCUGUGAUUGUCGUCGUGGGCGUGAUUGGAAACACUCUGGUCUUAGUGGUGGUUCUCUUUGGGAACCAGAUGCGCAAUACAACCAACGUACUUAUUUUGAAUCUGGCCAUUUCGGAUCUGCUCUUUGUGACAGUUUGCAUUCCUCCCACGGCCGUUGAUUACGCUAUUGGGUGGCCUUUUGGGGACAGCUGUUGCAAAAUCGUGCAAUAUUUGAUCCAUAUCUCGCUCUACGGAUCGGUGUACACAUUAGUGCUCUUGUCCUUGGAUCGUUACCUGGCCGUGGUCUACCCCGUUCGGUCCAUAUCGUUACGGACCGUUUGUAACACUACGGUUGCCAUUGGGAUCAUCUGGUUUCUCACGGCCUUGACUUGCAUUCCCGUCCUCUUCGUGUUCAUCUCGAAGGACAUUUCUAUCCUAGGCGAGGUGCGCACCAUUUGCACCUUCAAUCGAAUGGCUCAUAAUGAGGAGGUCUAUCAGUCUUUGUUCUUCAUCACAUCGCUGGCUAUGCCCUUGGUGGCCAUCAUGUGGCUGUACAUGGCCAUGCUGAUAAGGCUUUGGCGAGGCUCGGCCGCCACCCACGGACCUGGUCCCGUUCGAGAUCGAAAGAAUGUGUGCAAAGGACAAGAGAACAAACGCCGAGUGACGCGGAUGAUCGUGGCGGUCAUAAUUGUGUUUGGCAUCUGCUGGUCGCCCUUGCAGGUGGUGCUCUUGCUUCGAAACGUCAACUUGUACGAUAUCACCGAUAGUGGGGCCUUGGUUGUCAUUCAGAUUAUUACUCAUUGUUUGGCCUAUUGUAAUUCGUGCUUGAACCCCAUUCUGUACGCGUUCUUCUCGCCGAAUUUCCGCACGGCAUUCCUCAAUACCUGCAGCUCGAACAAAUACUUUCGCAAUUCGUUCGUGUCGAAGCAAAAUCAAGGGGGCAGGGGACCAAGUGGAAUGGGUGGUGGGGGCGGAGGAGGUGUUGGAGGAGGAGAUGGUGGCCAUUCAUGGAAAAGAGAUGACUCCAAGGCUUUCAAUGAUGGACUCCCAUCAGAGGGGGAAAUCAUGAUAGACCCAAAUGGAACCCCGUCACCUCAUAAGCGCGUAUCGAUUACUUCCAUUGGGCUGAGUCGGUCCGAUCGAAAAAAGCCUGCAGUCUGUCUGAAAACUUCUGUCAACGUGGUUGACUCAAUAUCGACGUGCCACGAGCAUCCCUCAGCGAAAAAAUCAAGUGUCAAUGAGCUCACACCAAUGAGACGCGUUCAAAGCGAGGAUCUCAGCCGGAGCUCCAAGGCUCGGCUUUCGUGCCAAGUCAAACUGAGUCAGCCGACUAAUAAAUCUUCAGCCUCAACGUCAUCGCCCUCGACCUCGUCAUCGAGCUCGUCGUCUUCGUCGUCUUGUUCGUCAUUGUCCACAAAUAUAACACCUCGGGUUACGCUUGACGUUCUCGAUCCAGCCCGGCCUAAGAGAUCUUCCGCCAAGUAUUUGAAUAGUGCUAUCAAUUCCAAAUUAAGAAGGACUACCCCCCUCAAGAAUACUGAGGUCACCAUCGAAACAAUGGAAACUAGUUUUGUACAAGUUUGAGUGCUUCAGAAGAAGAUAAAAUAUGUGAAUAUUCAUUUAUGUA